CCGAAAAUCUUCCUUGUUUCUCGUCCCCCUUCUCAUUCCCCCCCUCCUCCUCUCAUGGCGGCCCUUCCCUUCCUCUUCAUUCUCUUCUCCUUCUUCUCUCCAUCCUCUUCGGAUUCCCCUCGUAACAUAGAGACCUUCUAUCCUCCCAUAGCGUCGCCGCCGGUAUCACCACCAUCAUCGUCCUCGCCGCUACCAGUACCGCCAUCUUCGUCGCCACCACCGGCCCGAAACGAUACGGGCACUAUACCGCCUCCAUCGCCAGCACCCACAUCCUAUAAACGAACCAUCGCGGUGUCGGUGGCGGCCACAGCAGCCGGCACCCUCUUACUCUCCUUUCUUUGCUUCUUCUUCGCGCAGAAACACCUCGACAAGCGGCGGAUGUCUCGGCUUAAGAGCAUAGUCGUCUCCGGUCCCCCGCCCUUCGCCGGCGCGAGUCGGAGUUCGUUCAAGCGGGUUGAGGGGACGCUCAAAGGCCUGAUCGUUGACGAGAACGGGCUUGAUGUGCUCUAUUGGAGGAAGCUCGACGACCAGCACACGGUGAAGAGGGAGAGGGCGUCGCAGACGGUGCCGCUGCGAUCGCCGGGAUCGGUGUCGUCCACUUCGUCCGCUUUUCGGUCGCAGGAAAUUAGAGAUGAUGAGAUCAGGGAGUAUGAGACGAUCCCCGCGCCGGUGGCAGUCACGGGCUCGGUUCCUGCAUUCAUGACGAAGACGAAUUCGGCUCCGAAGUCGAUAAGAGAGGUUAAUUCUGUUUCGAGGGGACGAACAGAUGCAAAUCAGCAACCAACAUCAAGUUCGGCGCCGCCAACACCCGCGGAAAAUCAUACUCCUGUGCCACCUCUCCCUCUUCCACCAGGCAAAAGAGGUCCUUCCCCUCCUCCUCCGCCUCCCGGUGCUGCUAACCAGGCACCACCACAGGCACCGCCUCCUCCGACUGAGAAAGCACCGCUACCCCCACCACCGGGAAGGGCUCCAUCACCACCACCACCACCACCACCACCUGGAAAAGCUUCACCGCCGCCUCCACCACCACCGGGCAAAGCACCCCCACCGCCACCUGGGAAGGCGCCCCCACCACCACCCGGCAAAGCACCCCCACCACCACCGGGCAAAGCACCCCCACCGCCACCCCCUGGCGGCGCGUUCAAAAAGCCUCCUGCCUCAGCCAAGUCGAAGGAAGGCGAGGCCUCGUCAUCCUCCGCAUUGCCGGAAAGCUCGUCGGCCGCGGCGCCGGCGAAGUUGAAGCCAUUGCAUUGGGACAAGGUUCCGGCCAACGCCGAUCAUUCCAUGGUCUGGGACAAAAUCGGUGGCGGAUCGUUCAGGUUUGACGACGACCUGAUGGAAGCGCUGUUUGGGUAUGUGGCCACCAACAAGAGGAAGGGAGCAGCGGGCGAGCCCACCACGCCCUCCAAACCUGACCCACAGGCCAACCAGCCCCCACAGCAGAUCUUCCUCCUGGACCCACGCAAGUCGCAGAACGUAGCCAUAGUCCUGCGCUCACUCGGCCUACCUCGCCAAGCCAUCGUGGACUCGCUCCUCCUAGGGAAGGGCCUCCAACCGGACACGCUCGAGAAGCUCUCUAAGAUCGCACCCACCUCGGAGGAGCAGUCCGAAAUCGUCUCCCAUCCGGCCGACUCGGCCUCCCGCCUCGCCGACGCCGAGUCCUUCCUCUACGACCUCCUCACCGCCGUGCCGACCGCGUUCCAGCGGAUCGACGCAAUGCUCUUCAGAUCGACCUACGAGUCCGAGAUGCUCACCCUGAAACAGAACCUCCAGACGCUGGAAUCGGCGUGCAAGGAGCUCAGAAAUCGUGGGCUGUUCUUCAAAUUGCUGGAGGCCGUGCUUAAGGCCGGCAACCGGAUGAACGCCGGCACGGCGAGGGGAAACGCUCAGGCGUUUAACCUUACGUCGUUGAGGAAGCUCGGUGAUGUGAAGAGCACGGAUGGUAAGACGACGCUUCUGUACUUUGUGGUGCAAGAGGUUGUGCGGUCUGAAGGGAAGAAGUGCGUUCUCAACCGGGACAGGAGCUUCCGGCGAUCGGAUUCAACGCGCCGGGAUAAAACGAUGGCUGGGGAUGAUGGUAAGGAGGAGAGAGAGAGCGAGUACUUGACGCUUGGAUUGCCGGUGGUUGGUGGGCUGAGUGUGGAUUUCACCAACGUGAAGAGCGCGGCGGGAAUCGAGUACGAGUUCGUGGCUGGAUGCUGCGACAGGCUGAGCGUCCAGGUUGAAAAGAUCAAGCAGUUCGUCGGGAGUUUGAGCGGCGCUGACGGCGGCGAGUUCAAGGAGGAGAUGAAGGGAUUCGUGGAGGGUGCGGAGGAGGAGCUGAAGGUGAUCAAAGGAGAGGAGAAGAGGGUCAUGGAGAUUGUCAAGAGGACGACGGAGUACUACCACGCCGGCGCCGCGAAGGACCGACCGGAGAACUUGUUGCAGCUGUUCGUUGUAGUGAAGGAUUUCUUGAACAGUGUCGACCAGGUCUGCGUGGAGAUUGCGAGGACCUUGCAGAAGAAGAGAAGCGGAACGGCUUCGCCGUCUGCCGCUGCCGGUGGCAGAUCUCCGGCGAGGUUCGCAAACUUGCCCGCGCAUUUCCUAUCAGAUACUUCAAGGACAUCAAGCGAAUCAGAUGAAGAAUUCUAAGGUGGCUGAGUUUCAUUUGCCGUUGUCGGAACAUCCUCACAGAGCUGCCAUGUUCUUUGCGACUUGAAGUUUUAGGUCCGGCCACAGCGGAAAGUUGAUCAGUGUGGUCUAUUUUCUCUUGAAAAUUUAGCCCUAGUGCACACUUCGACCAAUUUCUUAUGGUGAUGCAAUUCUAGUUAGAAAAAUUCACCUUGGGGAUGUUGAUUGCACCUAAGAAACAUGGUAAAAAUAAAUCAGCAUACAAGGUUCAGCUCAGUGUAGUGUUUCUGAUCGGAGGAUCGCUUCCUGUUUUCAGUUUCAAUGUGUGGGGGAAAAUAGAAGAACAAAAGGAACAAGAGUUUUCUCCAUCUGUACUUCUGUAAUAUCUGUCAAUAUUUUUUUUCUUCUCUGUUGUAAAUAUAUCAGAGAUGAUUGUAUGGAAGGGAAGUUGAAUCUCCGUUCCAUAAGUUGGUAAUCCUGUUCUUCACAGAACAGUUGAGAUUUUUAAAAGACUCUUUCAAAUUGUAUGGAUUCAUUUGUGUGCAUCUUUUUUC
This is a messenger RNA of Nymphaea colorata (pocket water lily), 3164 nucleotides long. Its product is annotated as formin-like protein 8. Lineage: Eukaryota; Viridiplantae; Streptophyta; Magnoliopsida; Nymphaeales; Nymphaeaceae. Bases 55 to 2631 code for a protein of 858 amino acids. The record is from RefSeq and is a predicted model, not a curated record. Gene Ontology annotation, molecular function: actin filament binding. Gene Ontology annotation, biological process: actin cytoskeleton organization; actin nucleation. The transcript is spliced from 2 exons.